Durotheca rogersii is the source of this 1604-nucleotide messenger RNA. RefSeq names its product AAA-domain-containing protein. The record is from RefSeq and is a predicted model, not a curated record. Gene Ontology annotation, molecular function: ATP hydrolysis activity; ATP binding. Bases 235 to 1515 code for a protein of 426 amino acids. Gene Ontology annotation, cellular component: mitochondrial outer membrane. Lineage: Eukaryota; Fungi; Ascomycota; Sordariomycetes; Xylariales; Xylariaceae. The transcript is spliced from 4 exons.
GUAUCAGACAGCCUAUUCCAAACGAAGCUUAUCGUAGAUAAGGGAACCUAUUAUCGCGCUUAAGCCCGCCUCGGCUCGGAUUGGACUGCGUGUGCGAUCAAUCUCGUGUUGUGCUUUAUCUUAUUAUCCUAUGUAGCGAAGCUAGCCUCUUGAUUGCGUCUCGCUACUCUGCCUACAUCCUUCCCGUCUCCAUCCUGCCCGUCUCCGAGGUUUCCCCAGCGGGAGGCAAAAUAAAUGCUUCGCAGCAGCCUCAAGCAGUCCGUCGAGAUGGUUGACCGAAGACGAAAUGGCGCCGACUACAUCUGGGAUAUUAUCUUGAUCCUUGGCACGGCCGGAGCAGCGUGGUUUCUAACCAGGAACCUCCUCACGAAUCUCGCCGACCCCGAAAAGGAAAAACGCGAACAGGCCAGGCUCAGGGCGAAAGCGAACCUCCGGAGGCUACCAAAGCUAAGAGACUACGCAGAGGGGAGCGAUGAAGGGAUGAUCAGCGAUGGGAAGAGAGGCCCGCGUGUCGAGGAUCUGGUGCUUAACGAGUAUGAGAACCUCGUAGCGCUCGAGGUCGUUGCGCCCGAGGACAUACCAGUUGGAUUCGACGACAUUGGUGGGCUGGAGGAUAUCAUCGAGGAGGUGAAGGAGUCCGUCAUAUACCCAUUAACUAUGCCACAUCUCUACUCGCACGCCGCACCUCUAUUGUCGGCGCCGUCUGGCGUGUUACUAUACGGUCCUCCUGGGUGUGGCAAGACGAUGUUGGCGAAAGCAGUCGCGCACGAGAGCGGCGCGUCUUUUAUCAACCUACACAUUUCGACAUUAACCGAGAAGUGGUAUGGGGACUCGAACAAGCUGGUGCGGGCAGUCUUCUCCCUCGCUCGCAAACUUCAGCCUGCUAUCAUCUUCAUAGACGAGAUCGAUUCCAUCCUAGGGACUAGGAGAAGCGGCGAGCACGAGGCUAGCGGCAUGGUCAAAGCCGAAUUUAUGACGUUAUGGGAUGGUCUUACCUCGGCGAAUACUCAAGGCAUCCCUGCCAGGAUUGUCGUGCUCGGCGCAACUAAUCGUAUCCAAGACAUCGACGAGGCUAUCUUACGCCGGAUGCCUAAGAAAUUCCCCGUGUCGUUGCCCGAUAAAAGCCAACGGCUACGAAUACUCCAACUCAUCCUCAAGGACUCUAAAACCGACCCCAGCGACUUCAACAUCGAAUACAUUGCCAGGGUUACGGCAGGCAUGUCGGGUAGUGAUAUCAAGGAGGCUUGUCGCGAUGCCGCCAUGGCGCCGGUUCGAGAAUACAUACGCGAGCACAAAGCCAGCGGAAGCUCGAUGUCCUCUAUCGACCCGACCAAGGUGCGGGGAAUCCGCACGGAAGACUUCUUCGGGCGGGAAGGCGGUGGGCAAAUCCUCAUGAGGAACCACGCACAAGCAAAGUCCUCGAGCGACGAGGACGACGACGUGGAGGACGACGACGCAUAUACGGUCGAAACGUCGACUACAGGCGCAAAAGCUAUCACCGAGGCUUCUGCAUAAAUCCUCGACGGGACGAAGCCGCCUAGUUUGUAUAGGUAACCGAGGGGAACCGGGGUACGGGCGUUCGCAUCGAGAGGCAUAUGUUUUGG